UGUGGAGUGGUAAACUCUGGUCAGCUGCUGUGGUGGAUAUGACAACACACUUUUUGUACAAAUCGCGAUCAAAAGAAGAAGAGAGAGCGCCAGAGCAUUAAUCAGUGAGCAUAAUAUUGAGUAAGCUUUGCGGACGCACUCGUUGGAAACCAGAAAAAAACAAACCACUCGCAUUCGUCGAAAAGAAGCGGUUCGCAACGGACGUGUGUUUCUAAUUUGUGGGUUCCCAUGGCUGCUGUUUCUGCUCAAGCCAGUGGCGCGUUUUUAAUAAUAAAUUUGAAAAAAUAAGCAAAUGUGCUAACAAAUUAAAUACAUUUUUUGAAUAUUGGCAAAUCAAAUUCAAUGUUUGUGAGUGAAACAGCAAAUGCUCAAAUUUUGCCGGCCGCGUUGUCAUUCUCAUCUGUGUCUGUGUGCGUGCGUGCGAGUGUGUUGGAAUUUGUGCGUGAAAAAAUGCACUAAAUUUUUAAAGCCAAAAAGUAACGAAGCAAAACAACAACAACAACAUCAGUAGUGAAACAAUUGUAAUACGGAAUGCUAGACAAAAUGCAAAAUUAAAAGCGCAGCACACUGCGAACAACAACAAUUCAAAUCCGCAUCGGCAAAUAGCAAAAGAAAAGAAAACAAAAAGAAAUAACAGCGACAACAACAACAAUGCAAGCGUGCAAUUUGAAACGUGCGCCGGCAACGCUGCCAACGCCGACGUCGCCGUCGCCGUCGACGCCAGCCUCUAUGCAUGAUGCGGCAAAUAACAAUAAUGGAUCUCCGCCCGAUUUUGAUUUUCAAAUGCCGUGUCGCUAUUUCAAAAGUUCUUUUGCGCGUUCACUUUCCCUGAACAACAACAACAACAGCAACGGUAACGGUACCUUGGCAUUGGCCAAACGAAUCGAGAAACCACAGCAACAACAAAAUGAGGUCAGCCAUUUGGAUGUUAAUGACAACGAGCCUCCAACUUCCUUCUCACCUCCACCACCGGCGCUGCCGGCACGACGUCCCACCACCAAUAGCAGCAGCAACAACAACAACAGCAAUAAUAACAAGAAUGUCGGCUCGGAGCAAAACUUGACACAUUUUAAUCAGCUGUUGCCUCAGCAACAACAACAGCAACAAAUCCUGCUACAACAACAACAACAACAGCAGCAGCUUCAGCAGCAGUUGCAGAGAAAUUCCAACAGCCUGGCCGUCUGGCCAAUCCAGCAGGAUGCCAACGUCAACGGAGGCGCCGCACCCCGUGGCAACAGCAACAACAACAACAACAUCGGCGGCUACGACUUGCCACAACAGCCACCGCCAGCAACACAUGAGCAAACGUUAAAUGUCGAGGCUGUCAUAUUACAGAAUCAGGUGGAUACACUGCAGUGGCAAUUGAAACAGACGGAGACCAAUUGUGAAAUGUAUCGCGCUGUUAUGGAGGAAGUGGCGCGCUUCUUCGAACGCUACCAGCAGCAGCAACAACAACUGCAGAUACGUCAGCAACAACAACAACAACAUCUGCAGCAGCAAAAGCAAAGCAAUCGCCACAGUCUAGGCGGUGGUUCCGAGCAAAUAGCUCGCUCCAAAAGCUUACAUCAUGUGCAUGGCCUGGGCAUGGGAGUGGUGCAGACCGAUCCCAAUGGUGGACUCGACGAUGGGGCACCCCUAGGUAGCUGCACCUCCUCCACCUCGUAUUUGCGGGCACGCAGCAGCACCAACCUAAUGCUGAACAAAUCAUUGCUGACCAUGAACGAGGAACAGAACUACGAGAGCUUAGCUCCAGCGAACUCCUACAAUGCUUUCAAAGAUUUUACCUGGCGCCGUUCUCCUAAGAAGAAUGGUGGUGCGAAGACGCGCAUUUCCGCUCUCGAUGAUGCCGAUGAGAAGCUGAAUCAGGAGGCCUUCCGCUUGGCGCGUACCAUUCGAAAUUUGCUGCACACCUCACAACAACAGCCGGAUCUCACGCAGCCCCGUCACUCGCUCUCGUCGCUCUCCUCGCUGGCCAUGGGAGGUGUUGGUCGUUUGUGCAAAGCCAAUACCAGUUCCGUGCUGACGCUGUUGGCGCCACCAUUGCAUAAUUCCACCGGCAUACAAGCGAUGGCUGGAGAUCAAUUUCCAGGCAUGCAAGUGGGACCCAUGGCCAAGAGUAGUAGUGCGAAUGCCGAGAUGCUCUUUCUGCGGGCCAACAACAUGCGUGACUCACGCCUAUCGUUGCGCAGUUCCACCGACAGCAGCGUGCAUUCCACCAUAUCGUCGACAGCAUCGUCCUCGUCCAAAAUCGAAACGGACGAGGAGACACCAAGGGGUGUGGGAGUGGGCGAUGGAGGGGACGCCAAGCAAGCGAGUACGGUGUCUGGCAGUCCUACCAAUGCUCAUGGCUCAAGCACGGAAGAUGAGAGCGGAUUCAGCUCGAUCAGCUCUUUUCAUGACAUUGGACUGCCCUUGAGCUCUACACUCAUCAGCAGCAACAACAACAACAAUAACAACCGCCGCCUGUCGCUCUCCACGGAGAGUCGGAACUGUACGCUCAAGCCCUCUCUCGCUGCAGCGCAUCCGAACAAUGUUGUGGGCCUGCCCCAUCACAAUCCCACCGCCAGUACGGCCAGCAAUCCAUCUAUCUCGCUCACAUCUUCGCAAUCGCCGUCGAAGACUUAUCGAAAUGCCAAUCGUUAUCAGCGCUUCUCCACCCUAUCCAAUGAGGACGCGGCAGCUGUGUUGUGGGUCUAAGGAGCUAAGGAGGAAGCGAUCUGGCUCAUACACAUGAAGCUCUCAGAAUUUCCAGUGCUUUGUUUUAAGUUUUUCUUUUCGUACAGUUUCGUUAGUGCCUCUCGUUUAGUUUUUUAGAUCGUUCCUUACGUUUAAUGGUAAAUUUUGUUUAAUGUAUUCGAUUCCGUUUUUAAGUUAUACGCACAUGCAUUUACUUUUAAAAUUAAAUUUUAAAAAUUAAAUAUGUAUACGUUAAAUGUUUCGAAUGUAAAAAGGAAAUAGUUAAGUUCUAAAGUAUUUUUAAUUUGCAGAAAUGAAAAUAAAUAUUAUGCAUAUUUUCGUUUAACAACACUAGAACAAAUGACUUUUGAACAUUGAUUUGACAAAGUAGCGGGCCUAUAAG
Molecule: messenger RNA, 3079 nt
Organism: Scaptodrosophila lebanonensis
Lineage: Eukaryota; Metazoa; Arthropoda; Insecta; Diptera; Drosophilidae
Product: homeobox protein 5
Exons: 4
Coding region: 652-2697 (681 amino acids)
Source: RefSeq, a predicted model, not a curated record